AAUGUUUGCUCAUGUGCUGGUCGUGCUAGUCAUCUGCAUGUGGAUGUUGGACUUUGGAGCUGAUAGUAGAAACAUAGUGUUAAGUACAACACCUAUCAUAACCAUUUUGAAAAUAAAUCCCAAGGUGUUUGCGCCAGCAAAGAAAAAAAUAAAAUAUAGAUUCACUUUGCCGCUCUCGCUAGCUCUGCCCUUGGAACAGCGCCAGGAAUUGAUGGACAAUUGCAGUUCCUUUGGCAGCCCAUGCCAAUAUGCCGAAAACUGUUGCACACUACUGUGUUUAAGACACAAAUACGUCUGCGUAUCAUAAGAUGAACCUGAGAUAUUUUGUUAUUAACUAUGCUAUAGGGCGAAAUAAAAAAUGCUUUUUGGAAAUAUGUUUCGUCUUGGCAACUGCUUCAUGCGUGCAUAUAUUGACUGCCGCUCAAGUAUUUGCGUCUUGCAUUGCAUUUGCAAUUGCAAUUUCGCAAAGGCUGACUUUGAAAAACUCUGAACUGAACUCGUGUGAGCUACAAUCACAUGAACUCUUGCACAUAGCUUGAUCUCAAAGAGAUUCC
This is a messenger RNA of Drosophila arizonae, 554 nucleotides long. RefSeq lists its product as uncharacterized. The record is from RefSeq and is a predicted model, not a curated record. NCBI's taxonomy places the organism in Eukaryota, Metazoa, Arthropoda, Insecta, Diptera, Drosophilidae.